Messenger RNA from Lolium perenne, 1608 nucleotides. The record is from RefSeq and is a predicted model, not a curated record. Lineage: Eukaryota; Viridiplantae; Streptophyta; Magnoliopsida; Poales; Poaceae.
CGGCUGACCAUUUCCUCGUAGUUUCCGGCAAAGACUUUGCACUAGUCGUCCCUUCUUCACACACACACUCUCUCUCCCUCUCGCGUUGCAGAUAAACGCAUCAUUUGUCUCAAAAAUUUGGAUUACUCGUUCGUGGGGCGAGCAGCCGAGCAGGCCUGGCUUGCUGCUGAGCAUGGAGGAAGACAUUGGGAGGGAAUAAAAGUGAGGAUCCAACAAGACAGAUCGGGAUGGCCGAUGCAGUGGGCAGCGUAGCGAAGAUUGUCGAAAUCGCUCUCAAGAUCAAGGAAGCGGCCACCACGGCUCGCCAGAAUAAGAAGGAUUGUCAUCACAUUAAGGGCCGCGUUGAUGUACUCAACAAAACACUUUCGCACCACGAGAAUAACGAGGACUUGACGGAGGACCCUGCGGUGAUGGCUGCGCUUGAGGCGCUCCAUGGGAUACUCGCUGAGGCACUUGAGGUCGUCACCCAGUGCCAGGAGAAGAGGAACAUCAUUUGCCUCUAUUGCACCGCUGGAAAUUUCUCCCGGCAGUUAGGCAAGGUGGAGCAGCGGAUAUCGUACCUAAGCUCGGACGCAAUGUUGACCAUUAUGAGCUACCAACUACUCACGAAAUUUCAAGAAGCUGCUCCACAUCCGCCACCACAGAGGUCGAAACGAAAUCAGGAUGAAGCCAACAAGAAAGAUGAGACUCAGACAUCACGGAAGUCAAAACAAAAUCAAGAUGAAGCCAGCGAGAAAGAACAGACUCGGACUCAGACAUCGCAGGCUCCAGUGUUUGGAGAAUGGGACGCUGCGAUUGGAGAAUGGGACACUACGAACUCACACCAGACAGAGAGCUACACCGUAAUAUUCGAGAGGAUUAGGACCGAGAGUAACCACGAAUCGGCGGUGGACGACGUGCAGGGAUCAAGCGUGGAGGAAAACCGAGUUCUGAUCCAACUGAGUGAAACCAGCGCUCAUAUGAUGGCUCCGCGCAGCCUGGUACACAGAAUUGCUAAAGUUGCCGGCAACAUCAAAGAAGCGGCGGGGGCGGUUUGCAAGAACAAUGACGAGUGCCUUGAGAUUGGCCAGCUUGUGAACAAAGUAAGCAUCCUCCUGUCGCGGCUCGAGGGUAAAAAGAUGGCGCACGAGCCGGCGAUGAGAGGCGCCCUGGAGAAGCUCCUCGCUACCUUCCGCCGCGCCCACACGCUUGUCAUUGCCUGCCAAAGAAAGGGACUCGGCAUCGUGUGGCUCUCCAUCAUACCUAGUCGACUGUCCACACAGCUACACGAGGUGCUGGAUCAGAUUGCGUCUAACAUAGUUGACAUGACGGCCAUCGUCCUCGCCUAAGUUUUCAGGUGACAACCAAUUGAGGGUGGUGGCAACGCAUUUUUUGUCGUGUGCCUGGACCUUAGAGGAAUGUGACGAUGGCAAUUGCUUUCUAUAUUGUUUGGCAUCUAAGGAAGCAGCGUAGAAGAAAUUUUUUAUAGAGCAAGGCGAUUGCUAGUGUUUGUUUGCCUUUGGCAUCCGAGUAUGGCGCUUGUGUGCUCAAGCCGACGAGGUGACAUUUUCAAACAGAUGAAAAAACGUUAUCCAUACAGCAUUACAGCGGAACCCAACACUUACUGCA